GCUCUCUCCAGCCGAAUUGCGUCUGUGAUUCCGAAGCUGUGCACGGUGGGCUCCACAGCCAGGGCGCUCUGGGCGGUGGCGGCGUUGCAGGCACCGAAGCCGGAGCGGGAGCAGUCUGCAAGGUGAUGGCUGCUGCCUCUGAGGCUGCAAAAUCUGAGGGGAAACAGCUUCCUAAUAAGACAGAAACGAUGAUCUGGAAGCCCAGACAAGAAUGUUUGCUGCAGAAUAUUCCAAAUGUUCCUGAUGGCAAGUCUGGAGAAAGUGAAUUUGCUUCUACCUCCCCCAAUGAAGGUGAUGCCAGUGGCUCUACUGAUGAGGGCUGGUACAAUAUAUAUGCUGACCUGGAUGUGUGGGAUAGUGAAGCUUCCAAUGUACCUAAGUCUUCAGGGCAGCAAGAUGCAUCUGAGCAUGAGGUGGAGGACUGGGAUAAAGAAUUGGAGGAGUCUGCAUCUGGUCCUUAUGAUGCUGAUGAUCUCGCCGGUGGAAGCUUUGAGGAAAAUAAUCUUUUCGGCUCAUAUGUAUGGAAGGAGGAUUGGUUUUACAACCCAAGCUGUCACCACACACCUUGCCUCGUUUUUCCACCACGAGUUAGAACAGUUGAGAAGGGCCAGUUUGAUGAUGCUGAUGAAUGAGGUUGAGUCUGGUCAGAAGUAAGUUUGGCUUCUGUGUUGGGUUAUGUUCUUCAGCGACUGAGCUGUGCCAAGUCCCUUGGCUUUUUUGCGGAGCUGGGCCUGAGGCCAGAAAUGUAACACCAUCUCUGGAGUUUUGCUUAGGCUGUUUCUGAGCUGUUCAUAAACUGCCCACCCUUGCCCUGGAGACAAGAGUGCAGGUGCUGGGUGUAAGGAGUCAGUGCAUUUCUGGAGGUCUUGUUUGUAUGAUACAGAUCUAUGUUGCUAAUUAAUUGCUUGAGGAGAAGUAUUUAAUUUCUAAACUUGUUUGCCAGGCUUCUGUCAGUUUUGACAUGCUGAUCCCUGUGUUUUUGUGCAACUUAUAGUUUUGUUUUCUUUGCAUUUGAUGCUGUCAGAUUGGUUUGAAUGGCUUUAAAAGCUCUCCCUCCUUCAAGCUUGUCUGUUGUAUUUCCAUAUGGUUCUAAAGUCCGUUUGUGAUUCUUAUGCUGCUGUUUAACAAAAUCAGCUGUGGCGAAUACAGAACAAGUUGUUUUGUGUUUAUUUUUAUGUAUUUCAGCAUAAAGGAAUUACAAAUCCAUGAUAUACAUUUUGCAAAUGCAUGUAUUAAUAUACAGGGGGGGGCAUACUCCAUCCAGUAGGAAUGCUGGGUGCUUAAGGCUGCCUCCCAACAAAGAUUUCUCCACAUCAGACCUUCUUGUGUAUGGGCAUAUUACCCUAGAGUCCCACAAUUGUCUUUACUACAUUCUCAUGCAACAUCAGAUGUGCAAUGACAAAGAAAAUA
Serinus canaria (Common canary) is the source of this 1410-nucleotide messenger RNA. RefSeq names its product coordinator of PRMT5 and differentiation stimulator (gene COPRS). The record is from RefSeq and is a predicted model, not a curated record. Gene Ontology annotation, cellular component: nucleus. Gene Ontology annotation, molecular function: histone binding. The coding region runs from base 126 to 632 and encodes 168 amino acids. The transcript has 4 exons. Lineage: Eukaryota; Metazoa; Chordata; Aves; Passeriformes; Fringillidae.